AUGAACGGAGACUCUUUUCGUGAUUGGUUGCAAGGUGUUUUGCCCGGAGUUGAAGAAAACGCUGUUAUCGUGAUGGACAACGCUCCUUACCACUCGGUAAAAACGGAGAAAUGCCCAACAACAAGCUGGAGAAAAGCUAACAUAAUUGAGUGGCUCCAAAACAAAGGAGAGGUAGUCGACAAAACAAUGAACAUUUUAGAAUUGUUAGAGGUUGUCAAGAAAAUCAAACCAUUGUACAAUAAGUAUUUUAUCGAUGAGAUGGUCAAAGCUAAUAAUAAAAUUGUCCUCAGAUUACCUCCUUACCACUGUGAGCUUAACCCUAUUGAGCUUGCAUGGGCUGCAGUGAAAAGAUAUGUGAGAGACAACAACAAAACAUUUAAACUACCAGAUGUCAAAACAUUACUUGAAGAAGGGGUGAACAAAAUUGAUGGUGAUAUGUGGAAAAACUUUAUUCGACACGUGAAAAAGGAGGAAGAAAAAGCUUGGGAAUUGGAUAACGUGGUCGAUGAUGUUAUGACUGCAGAGAACCAACCAUGCGUUCUAAUCGUAGGCAAUAGCGAAAACGACACGGAUGAAAAAUCAGACGACGAUGAAGACUUUAGAUAUUUAUCAGACAAUUCAGACACCGAUUAA
Messenger RNA from Macrosiphum euphorbiae (potato aphid), 633 nucleotides. The record is from the annotation of a GenBank genome assembly. NCBI's taxonomy places the organism in Eukaryota, Metazoa, Arthropoda, Insecta, Hemiptera, Aphididae.